This is a messenger RNA of Teleopsis dalmanni, 1766 nucleotides long. Its product is annotated as leucine carboxyl methyltransferase 1. Gene Ontology annotation, molecular function: protein C-terminal leucine carboxyl O-methyltransferase activity. The record is from RefSeq and is a predicted model, not a curated record. Gene Ontology annotation, cellular component: cytosol. Lineage: Eukaryota; Metazoa; Arthropoda; Insecta; Diptera; Diopsidae. Gene Ontology annotation, biological process: C-terminal protein methylation. The transcript has 5 exons. The coding region runs from base 536 to 1522 and encodes 328 amino acids.
GAAUAACUUCGUUUUAAUAUUAUUGUGUUGGCAGUGCUAGGAUAGCGGCUGGUGAGAGUUCGCUGUGCAACGAAAAAAGAAACGAAAUUGAGAAAUUGUGAUAGAAAAAAACCAUCCGCAAACUGUCAAAAGAAAAUUUAGUGCGCUGAAGAUUUUUGGGUACUUGAAAAAGAAGACUCUAUUAAAGGGCAGUUGAGCUGCAACAGGCAAUGGGCAGUAAUUGGAGUUGCUUUAGAGUUUAAGUUCAAGAAUUUUAAAUUUUCGAUAAAUGCAAAAGACUAAAAUAAACAGUGCGACCACACCUGAGCAAGCUUAACGCGAGGAUACUGAUAACCAAACAACAAUCUUGUGAUGCUUUAUUAUUUAAUGAGACGCACAUAAAGUAGCGAAGUGCAUUAAACAUAAUUUUGUAUAGUAGAAUAUUUCAGUGAAGUGCUAGUUACAGUGCUUUAUAAUCUAAAACACUUGUGUAUUUUUACCAAAUAAUUCCCGAUUAUAUUGUGUACGUGUGUAAAGUAAAUUAUUGUGUUUAAUUAUGGAAUCGGCCUGUUCAUUUCAUCCUUGCGAUGAAGCCGUUAUUGCCACCAACGACGACGCCAGCGAUUGCAAACGCUGUGCUGUGCGUUUAGGAUACUGGAAGGAUGACUAUAUUGGCUAUUUUGUACGCAAUCAGGAUCGCAAGGCGCCGGAGAUAAAUCGUGGCUAUUUUGCAAGAGUCAAGGGCGUCGAAAUGUGCAUAGAAAAGUUCCUGAAGAAAACCAACGGGAAUUGCCAAAUUAUAAACUUAGGCUGCGGUUUUGACACACUCUACUUUAGACUACGCGAUUCAGCUCAUCAAGUGAAAAAUUUCAUCGAACUUGAUUUUCCCACAGUUACAGCACGUAAAUGUUAUGCUAUCAAAAGGAACAAAGCGCUAUUGGCUAAAAUCCACGAUGAAGAUGGAGAAGUACGCUUGAGUCCGACUGAUUUGCAUGGUCCUAGUUACCAUCUCAUGGGUGCCGAUCUUAGAAACUUAGAUGAAAUCGAUAAUAAAUUUCAACAAGCUGAAAUCGAUUACACAUUACCGACAAUAUUUUUGGCCGAGUGUGUUCUUGUCUAUAUAGAAGCGCAAAAUUGUAAAAAUCUUCUUAAUUGGAUUUCUAAUAAAUUCACAACAGCCGUAUUUGUCAAUUACGAACAGGUAAAUAUGAAGGACAGAUUUGGUGAAGUAAUGCUGAACAAUCUGCGCAGUCGUGGCUGUAGUUUAGCUGGAGUUGAGUCAUGUAUAUCAUUGGAUACACAAGUUAAUCGAUUUUUGGAAUGCGGCUGGAGUGGUAGCCGUGCAUGGGAUAUGGUUCAAGUAUAUCAAAGCAUCUCGCCAGCUGAACGUCAUCGCAUCGAAAGAUUAGAAAUGUUAGAUGAGGGCGAACUGUUAUUGCAACUAUUUCAGCAUUACUGCCUUGUAGUGGCUUGGAUAGGUGAACUAUUUCAGGACAUUGAAAUAACUGUUGAAAAGCGCAUGUCUUCGCUGAACAUCGAUUAAAGGCUGAACAAAUUUAUUAAUGGAGUGAUGUUGAUCCAUUAAAAUCGUCGUUAUGGUUUCCAUUGAAUUGGUCAGAUAUAGUUAUAGUUUUUCGAAAAUAAUGAAGUGGAUGACGGUUUACUAAUAUAAAUUCAAAUAAAUUUGAAAAAAAAUUUUUUUUUGUUGGCAACUUAAAUUUAAAAAUAUCGUAAUAAAAUUAUUCAGUGUUAAAUGUGCUUUUUUAAUGAGCAGCGUCGAUUUUAUU